AUGCUGCUUCUGCCACUUCUAUUACUGGCAGGUCGCUUCCCCGGUGGUGACAAUGAGGAUGCCCUCCAGGGGCCGACGUCUUACCAUGUCAUGCAGAUCUCUUCCUUUACAAACAGCACUUGGACAGAAAAUCGAGGCUCAGGCUGGCUGGAAGAUUUGGAGAUUCAUAGGUGGGAUAGUGAAGCAGGCACUGCCAUCUUCCUGAAGCCCUGGUCUAAGGGAAACUUAAGCGAUGAGGAAAUUACUGAGCUGGUGGAUCUGUUCCGGGUCUACUUCUUUGGACUCAUUCGAGAACUGCGAGACCACGUCACUGAAUUCCAGAUGCAGUACCCGUUUGAGUUGCAAGGCAUAGCAGGCUGUGAGCUGCAUUCUGGAGGUGUCAUCAAAAGCUUCUUGAGGGGAGGCUUAGCAGGGCAGGAUUUUCUGUCCCUCAGGAAUCAUUCAUGCUGGCCUGCCCCAGAAGGUGGCAUCAGUGCAAAGAAAGUAUGCACACUCAUCGAACAGUACAGAGGUAUCACUGAAAUCGUGGGGAAACUCCUCUUUGAAACCUGCCCCCGGUACCUCCUGGGCGUCCUUGAAGCUGGGAAGGCAGAGCUGCGGAGGCAAGUGAAACCCAAGGCCUGGCUGUCCAGUGGCCCCAGUCCCGGACCUGGCCAUCUGCUGCUGGUGUGCCACGUGUCUGGCUUCUACCCAAAGCCUGUGUGGGCGAGGUGGAUGCAGGGGGAGCAGGAGAAGUUGGCUCAGCGACAUGACACCCUCCCCUAUGCUGACGGGACCUGGUAUCUCCGAGUAACCCUGGACGUGGCAGCUGGGGAGGCGUCUGGCCUGUCCUGUCGGGUGAAGCACAGCAGUCUAGGAAACGAAGACAUCAUCCUCUACUGGGGACGCUCCAUCUCCAUUGGAAUGAUAUUUUUGGCAAUAAUAAUGUCCGGCUUAAUCUUUUUGUUGCUCUUGGCCUUGUGGUUUUGGAGGCGCCGGUCAUAUCAGGAUAUCCUGUAA
Lepus europaeus (European hare) is the source of this 999-nucleotide messenger RNA. Its product is annotated as T-cell surface glycoprotein CD1b-2-like. The record is from RefSeq and is a predicted model, not a curated record. Gene Ontology annotation, molecular function: endogenous lipid antigen binding; lipopeptide binding; exogenous lipid antigen binding. Gene Ontology annotation, cellular component: external side of plasma membrane. The transcript has 6 exons. Gene Ontology annotation, biological process: antigen processing and presentation, exogenous lipid antigen via MHC class Ib; immune response; positive regulation of T cell mediated cytotoxicity. NCBI's taxonomy places the organism in Eukaryota, Metazoa, Chordata, Mammalia, Lagomorpha, Leporidae. The coding region runs from base 1 to 999 and encodes 332 amino acids.